Mizuhopecten yessoensis (Yesso scallop) is the source of this 2110-nucleotide messenger RNA. RefSeq names its product solute carrier family 13 member 2-like. Gene Ontology annotation, cellular component: membrane. NCBI's taxonomy places the organism in Eukaryota, Metazoa, Mollusca, Bivalvia, Pectinida, Pectinidae. The transcript has 14 exons. Gene Ontology annotation, biological process: monoatomic anion transmembrane transport. The record is from RefSeq and is a predicted model, not a curated record. Gene Ontology annotation, molecular function: transmembrane transporter activity. The coding region runs from base 15 to 2039 and encodes 674 amino acids.
CAUUCCGUGGUCCUAUGUCCAUGUAUAUAGGAAAUAAUGUUACACGCACGCCACUAUCAUUUGUCCUCUUUCAUGUGUAUGGUCAAACGUUCUCCAAAAUGACAUUUCGGAAUUUCCUGCGGAAAAACAAAACCCUGCUGUUCACAUUCCUACCACCAAUUGUGCUUCUACCUUUACCCUUAUCUGGACAAUCACAGGAAUCAAAAUGUGCUUACGGUCUACUUCUUAUGGCGUUCUACUGGACCACAGAGACGUUUCCGGUCGCCAUUACCGCCACACUUCCGGUUAUAUUAUUUCCAAUGAUGGGUAUCAGUAAAGUUGGCGACCUGGCCUCCAAGUAUUUUCAUCAUAUUACAUUUGUCAUGAUUGGUGGUUUGGCUGUUGCUAUAGCUAUCGAAAAAUGGAACGUCCAUACACGUAUAGCAUUACGGCUAUUACUGACCAUGGGUACCACUCCGAAAUGGCUCAUGCUUGGCUUCAUGUUGACCACUUCGUUCCUGUCCAUGUGGAUCAGUAAUACGGCCACAACGUCCAUGAUGAUCCCAAUAGCCCAAGCCGUUCUGACCCAGCUGAUGGGCAUGCGAGUGUCACGUGAUCAACUCAAACAUGAUCAGGAUACACGAAACGAUGAGAAGAAUAUACAUACCAUUCAAGAAAUGUCUGUAAACGGAGACACGAAGGUGGCGUUGGAUUUGCCUGAUGUAGAACCAUCUGAGAGUGUCGGGAUAACUAUACAACAACCGGACCAUGACGGAAAGCAGAAGUUGACCAUUCAGCAAGCACAACAAAGUGUAGAACAACCCGAACCUGUCGAGGGAGACAAAUUGAUCAAAGUGAAGAUGGAAGAAGUGGGGGAUUUUGACUUUGAGGCCCUCGAUCCCGAGUCAAAGAAUCUCUGUAAGGCUAUGUUACUGUCUAUAUGUUACGCGGCGAACUGUGGGGGUGUAGCUACACUGACCGGAACUGGACCCAACCUCGUCAUGAAGGGACAGGCGGACUUGAUGUCGGAUGGUGAAUCGGGGAUAACGUUUGCGACUUGGUUCGUCUUCGCCUUCCCCGUGGCUGUCAUCAACGUGCUGCUGGCCUGGCUAUGUCUGCAGGUCGUCUAUUUCGGAUUACGAAACCUGUUCAAAUCUGGUGACAAAUCGGAAGGUGAGGCGGUGAAAAAGAUAAUACGUUCUCAAUACGAUUCCUUGGGAAAUAUGAGUUUUGCUGAAAAGGCUGUCAUGGUCCUCUUUGUGAUCUUAGUGCUUUGCUGGUUUACGCUGGAGCCAGAGUUUGUACCUGGAUGGGGGUCGCUCUUCAAACAUGGAUACAUCAGUGAUGCUGUUCCUGCUAUGAUAAUUUGCUGUCUUCUCUUCGUGUUCCCAAGUUCACGAAACCAAAAUAACGCAGCUAACAAAAGUAGUGCGACGCUUCUUGACUGGAAAACCUUUAACCGGAAGUUCCCGUGGGGCGUUGCCCUACUUCUUGGCGGAGGAUUUGCUCUUGCACAUGCUUGUAAGGAAUCCGGUUUGUCGCUGUGGCUAGCCCGUAUGAUGGCGGUAAUGACUGGAAUCCCAGAAUGGGCCAUGAUUGCCGUCAUAUGUUUGGUUAUCUCCCUUUCAACGGAAGUUACGACAAAUACCGCUGUGUGUACAAUCUUCAUGCCCAUCCUGGCAGACCUGGCCAAAGGGAUCCAUGUACAUCCCAUAUACAUUAUGCUUCCGGCAGCGAUUUCAUCUUCAUUUGCAUUCAUGCUACCCGUAGCAACGCCGCCAAACACUAUUGCCUUCUCAUAUGGGUAUCUCAGAAUCAUCGAUAUGGUGAAGGUCGGCUGGAUCCUCAACCUUUUGUGUGUGGUAAUUGUUACCAUCGCCAUCAACACAUGGGGAAUGGCGUACUUCCGGUUAGACGUGUAUCCAGAAUGGGCGGUCAUACAGAGUCAAAUGUCAUCAUCGGUGUCAAAUUCUACAUUUAUUCAUAUCAUUAACAAAACGUCCAUUAUGACGUUAUCAGGGAACUUUACCGAAAAUGUUACAUCACUGUUAUUUAACUAAUUUAUAUGUGAAUUUGAAUGAAAUGAGGGGUUUUUUUUUGCAAAUUUUAAGAAUAAAUAUUUCAAAUAUGA